This is a messenger RNA of Neoarius graeffei (lesser salmon catfish), 7072 nucleotides long. RefSeq names its product FYVE and coiled-coil domain autophagy adaptor 1a (gene fyco1a). The transcript has 18 exons. Gene Ontology annotation, molecular function: metal ion binding. The record is from RefSeq and is a predicted model, not a curated record. Bases 253 to 4779 code for a protein of 1508 amino acids. Gene Ontology annotation, biological process: positive regulation of autophagosome maturation; plus-end-directed vesicle transport along microtubule. NCBI's taxonomy places the organism in Eukaryota, Metazoa, Chordata, Actinopteri, Siluriformes, Ariidae. Gene Ontology annotation, cellular component: autophagosome; lysosome; late endosome.
UUUUCUUGACUUUUCACUCGUGAAUGAAACGUUUUUAAACAUUUUAAAACGUUAUGUAGUGUACUACACAAUAAUAACUUUCGACAGUGUUUGUUUUUAGACGUUUGUGUCCGUAUCUUUGACCUGUCAAUCAAACAGUUUGGCCAGACUAGCAAGUUUGUUCACCUCCUGUAAACAUCGGAUAGAACUCAAGCUCUCCAAAACAGACCACACAUGACCUCUUGACCCGGUUGCUGGAGAGUGAGCAGGACCAUGGCGACGGCUGGAGAGGGCCAACUCCAAAGGAUUAUCAGAGAUCUGCAUGAUGCUGUGUCAGAUCUCACCAAAGAGUACAAAGAAAAUGGAGAGCCGAUCACAGACGACAGCACUAACCUGCAAAAGUUCUCCAACAAGCUAGAGUACCUGCUACAGUUUGACCAGAAAGAGAAGACCACGUUUCUGGGCAUGAGGAAGGAUUACUGGGACUACUUUAGCGACUGUCUGGCCAAAUUAAAAGGAGCCAACGAUGGCAUUCGCUUUGUCAAAUCCAUUCCCGAGCUAAAGACGUCACUGGGAAAAGGCCGAGCGUUUAUCCGCUACUCUCUGGUACACCAGCGGUUAGCCGACACCCUUCAGCAGUGCCUCAUGAACCAAAGGGUCACCAGUGACUGGUAUUAUUCCCGAAGUCCUUUUCUGAAGUCUCAUCUCAAUAUGGACAUUAUUAACUCUCUCUAUGAGCUCAACGAAGUCCAGUUUGAUGUGGCGUCCCGAGGUCACGACCUUGAUUCGGCCUGGCCCACUUUUGCAAGGAGGACUCUGGGCAUGACCAACUCUCCAAGCCACUUGUGGAAAGCACCAAGCCGCAGCUCCAGCAUUAACAGUCUGGCCAGCUCAUACUCUCAGGCCGCAGAGUUUCCCGGCAGUCCUGAGUUUGAACAUAGCUUGGUGAAUGAAUCUGCAGAGCUGUUGUCUGAUUCUGCCAUCACCACCAUGGACGAGCUUCGUCUGGAGCUGGAUCAGUCAGAGAUGAAACAACAAAAGCUUGUGGAGCAUGUUCAGCAGCUUGGCAGCGAGGCCACAGAGCUCCGUGAAGUGGUGGCUGAACUGCAGAAGCAGCUGGACAUUUCAUUAGCAGCUCAGUCUAACCACCAGGAGCUUCAGCUCAAGCUGGAGGUGCUGGCUGAGAGGGAACGGACUCUAGCCCAAGAUCUGGAGGUCCUGAAGGGACACGAGGCUGUUAAAGAGGCCGAAAAUCAGGAAAUUCAGGGAAAGUUAGCUGCUGCGGAAAGAAAGAAUGAGGAGUUGAUGGCUAAACUAGACGGGGUGCUUGAGGAAAAAGGGCAGAGGACGGCCAGCCAGUUUGACUCGGCACAAAAGAUCCAUGAACUCCUGGAUGGACUGAAGGAAGCAGAGAAAGGCAGGAUAGAAGCACUAGCACAGGGUGAAGAGAAAAGGAUGCAGGCUGAACGUCUGGCUGAGGAGCUUCGAAUGAAACAGCAAGCCCUGACGGAUGGAGAGACUAAAAUGGCCACUUUAACAGAGAAGGGUAUGAAGCUUAUGAAGCAGGCAGAACAACAACGUAAUGCCAUGGAUAAACUCCAGGAGGAGCUGUCAGUGAGGGAGAAGGAAGCAAGCAAUCUUCAGAAAGACCUACAAGACCUUCAGCGCUGUCUGGAAGUGAUGGAGCAACAGGCUGCGGAAGAGAAGAAAAGGGCAUUGGAGGAGAGAGGGGUGCUACAGAAAAAGUUGUGUUCUCUAAAAGAUAGCCUCGAAGGACAGGUGCGAAACCUAAAGGCACAACUCAGGGACAAAGAAACUGAACUUAUCUCCAGUGUGAAGAAGAUCCAGCAACUGGCGGCUGAAGCUGAGAAGACAGCAGGAGAAAAACGGAGUCUGAGUGGGAGUAUAGUAAAACUGGAGACAGGCAUCAAAGAUCAGACCAAGAAGAUUGAUGAAUACAAGGAACAGUGCACCAGUCUCACCGAGCUGAACAACAACCUCCUCCAGACAGUCAAGAAGAACGAGGAGACCAAGAAGGAGCUGAUGGAAAGCAAGGCUGUGUUAGAAAAUGAUCUGGCUGGGUUGAGGGCGUCUGAAAAACAGCUCAGAGGUCAACUUGAUGAUGCUAAAGUGACAGUGGAUGAGAGGGAACAGCGAAUGCGUGAGGAGAAUCGCAGCCUGGAUGAGAAGCUCCAAAAAGCAAUCAUGCAGGUCAAGGAGUUGGAAAGCAUAGUACUCAAACUGGAGCAGGAGAACACCGAUCUCAGGAAGGAGCAUUUAAAAAGUAAAGAUGCUCUCACAGCUGCACAGGCAGAACUACAUACAUUUACUGGUCAGAUCGAGGAGCUGAAGAGUAACCUUGGGGUGGCAAGAUGUAACGAGGCAAACCUAACUUUGCAGCUAAAGGAACAACACUCACAGUUAGAGGAUAGAGAGAGGCUUUGUGAAGAGCUUCAAGAAAGACUUGAUGAACUGGAAGCCCAGGAGGAAGAGCUGGAGACAGGAAAGGCAGAGGCUGAGCGAGCCUUGGAGAAGCAGAUGGAGCUGAUGGAAAGGUUGGAGGUCCAGAAGAAAGUGGUGGAAAAAGCUCAGAUGGAGAGGAGUGCCUGCCAUGCAAAGGAAGCCCAGGAGAUGGCCUCAAAAGUAGCACUACUGGAGGAGCAGCUGAGCCUGAACGUGAAAGAAGUGUCCAGGCUUCAGGAGGAAGUGGUGGACAUGAAGGCCAAACUGCUCUUUUCUGAAGAGGAGAAAGUAAAGAUCCAGACGAAGCUGGAAAUCACAGAGGCGUCAAGGUUAGAGCUGCAGACUUUGACUGAACAACUUAAAAAGCAAGCUGAGGAGGGGAACCGCAAUCACGUCAAUGAACUUUUACAGUCCAAGCAGCACAUGGAGGACAUAUCAUCUGAGCUAGAAUCAGAAAGAUCUUUGUUAGCUAAAAUAUCAGCUGAAGUCACUGCAGCUCAGGAGGACCUAGCUGUACUAAAGAGCCAGAAUGAACGACUGGUCAUGGAGAACGCAGAGGCCAGAGAAGGACUCCACCGAGCCAACACGGAGAUGGCUGAGCUGGGAAUGACCAUCUGCAAGCUGACGGCAGAACGGGAGGAAGCUGAAGUGCACUGGGCAGCUGAGAACACUCGGAUCCAUGAGCUGGAGCAGCAGAGUGAGCAUGAAGUGGAUCGUCUGAAUGCCAGCAUGGCGGUACUACGUCAGGAGAACGCCAGUCUGCGAGAGGAGCUCCAGCAAACGGAGAAGCUUCCAGAAACUGUCCUGGAGCUGAAGGAGAUGCUGGAUAAAUCUGAGAGCGAGCAAAAAGUGGCACGUGAGGAGACAGCAGCCAUAAGGUUUCAGAUGAGUACAGAGAAUAUGGCACACCAAAACCACAUGAAGAGCUUAAAUGAAGAGAUUGAGAGUUUAAAAAGGCAGAUGAAAUCUGCAAGCGAGAAAACGUCCAGCCUGAAGGUUAAAGUCUCCGAGUUAGAGGGGGUGAAUUCAGAGUGUGCUCGGCUGAUGGAGGAGAAAGAUUUGCACAUUACCAAGGUUGAGAGCCUGAUUCGCUGUGGAGAGGAUGAAAUGGAGCAGCUGAAGGAGAGGGUGACAUGUUCGCAGGAGGCUCUGGCACUCGUGCAGACGGAGCGAGAUGAGCUGAAGGAGAAGAUGGAGAAGGUUCUGUUUGAUGCUCAAGCUGAGCAAAUCAAAAUGGCUGCCGAGAUCGAAGACCUCGGCCACACCAAGACCACGCUGGAGGAGCGACUCAUCGAGCUCAUCAGAGAGAAGGACAUUCUGUGGCAGAAGUCUGAUGCUCUGGAGUUUGAGCAGAAGCAGAGGGCCGAGGAGCAGUGGUGGUUAGUGGACCGAGAGGCUACACGCUGUCUGAGCUGCAACAGCCAGUUCACAUGGUGGCUCCGUAAGCAUCACUGCAGGUUGUGUGGGCGGAUCUUCUGCUACUACUGCAGUAAUAACUUUGUGAAUACGAGGUUCGGGGGGAAGAAGGAGCGCUGUUGCAGAGAGUGUUACACACAGCACAGCGUCGUGGUGGAGAGAUUCACCCGCUCCGAAAUCAGCAGCCCUGCUCACACACCUGCAGCAGACACACACACGGCCAGUGCACCACCAUCUCCUCCUGCACCCCCGUACAUACCUACACCCAGAAUUACAGUGACUGAUCCGAAUGUGAAGCAGGACGAUGGAGUGUUCGAUAUAAUCACUGACGAGGAGGUAAAUGGACUGUACGACAGCGACACUUUCUCACAAACUACAGCAGAGUCACAGGAUGGAGAAGCCGAGAACCGGAACCCCCAAGACCCAGGUGUUUCUGGUGAUGCGGCGGUUGCUGAGGAACAGGAGGAAAUGCCCCCGGCUGUACAAGAUGCCGAAAUCCAUCUACUCAAAUCAGGAGAACUUGCCUCCUUGGUUUUGCUGCACAUCGAUGAGAUCCUGCAGUUUGGCGACGCCUCUCGCGAGCUCUUCGUCAAGUCCAGUUGCUAUAGCGUCAUCUCCGUCACCGUACCUGAGCACGGCUACACUGUCAGCUGGGUUUUCUCAUCCGAGCCAAAGAGCAUCUGCUUCAGUGUUGUCUAUAGAGAAUCUGUGAACACACCUGAGGAGCAGGCCCAGGUUCUGAUCCCUCUGACUCGGUGUAACGCACACAAGGAGACCAUUCAGGGCCAGCUUAAAGCCAGAAACCCUGGAGUCUACACACUCAUCUUUGACAACUCCUACUCCAGGUUCAUCUCGAAGAAAGUCAGCUACCGCUUGACCACUGAGAAACCCGUCAUCUAUGAUGGGAGUGACGGCCUGUAGACACGGUGGAUUUUUUUCAGCUGUCUUUUGUUUUAUGUUUAACCAUUUGAUGGUUUUAAAAUGGCACUAAUGGAAUGAGACGAAGUGUUCCUGAGCACUCGGAGGUAUUCACACUUCUGCUUUACGGCUGGGUUUGUUAUUACUGAUUUGUCUUCCUGGGAUAAAAUAAUGUCUUUCUUUCUUUGUUUUUAAUCAUGGCACUUUUUUUAAACAGCAUAUUAUAUUAGAUGUAAAAGCCAUACUACACACUCUACAUCAUCAAUUUGCUGCUAAUGGGAAUAUAUAUACAUAUAUUAGUGUGUCAAUAGGGGUGUUCACACGGCACAUAUUUGCAUCGAUGCUGCACCGAUGUAUUUUGUUGCGAUAUAUCUUACACCGGUGUAAAUUUUGUGGAGCGUUCACACGUCACAAACCUGCUUACUAGAGAGAAGCGUUUUAGCACCGGUGCAGCCCCACUGGCGUUCACACGGCAGUUUUUGCGACCGUGCUAUACGAUAGUAAUAAUGCGGAAAUGAAAUAUGUGCAUGCGUGAAAAUGUACUUCCUUUUCCCGGUUGUCGUGGCAUCACCAAGCGCCGGGAAAACAACGUGGAUGAAGACACGCAGUUCUAUUGUUGUUGAUAUUCGCCAUUUUGGAAGCGCAAAAUACCAGGAUGCAAAUUAUGCAAUGCCCGUAUGUAAUCAACUCUCCUGACGCGUAGCGAGUCUACCCCUGUAGCGUUCAGACGGCCCAUUUUAUAUCGGUGCUGCCCCGCAAACUAGCAUUUACUCCAGAGUAAAUUUCUUAAACCACCUCCCGAGCAGGGUUAGAUUUGCACUGGUUUAAGCAGCUUUCAGGGGCUACACCGGGAUAACUUUGUACCGUGUGAACGCUCUACCGGGGCAGCCCCGGUGCUACACCGGAGUAAAAGUUGCCGUGUGAACACCCCUUAUGUGUGUGUCAUGCCACGGGACUCUUGUGCCAGAUGCGCUGUUUACAGAAUUCGUAAAAACAGCAUUGAAAAGCUUGUAAUAUUUUGCACCGUUUUCGCUGGCUGAUCCAGUAACUACCAACAAAUAUUCACCUCAAUAGCACCCCUACAGGAUACAUUUACCACUUUUAAAGUGCAUGUCACGGGUAAAUUCAGGCGCAAGAUCAAUGUAAUUCUCCUAUUUUAUAUUAAACUUUGGUCAAAUAUCUGUAACAUUCUGCAUUCUCUGCAAUUUUUUUACCUUGUGCAAUACCAGAAAAAUUCAGUUGAAAUCAAGCCAUUUGAGGCGAAUUGGUCCGCCUCUGAAAAAACUUGGCGUUUGGAUUUCCCGGCAAACAUUGAUUUUCGUGACGUCGCGUGCGGGACGCCUCCCUCUGAAUCCUACGUCAGCGCUGGUUUGUUUAUGAGGAAACGACCUGGUGGUUUUCUGCAAAUUUCUUCAACGUUAUCGCGUAAUUAUUAAAAUGGUUAACAGAUGUAUCGUAGGAGGGUGUAGCAACACCAAUCUUGAUGGGAUUAGUACUCAUUGUUUCCCAAAAGACCGGACAAUGAGAGAGAAAUGGGAGCGCUUGGUCUACACAGGCUGUGCACUGAAACCGUGCAAAGCUCUCGCAGCCUGCUGGCGCUUCCGCAGGUAACGUCACGAAUCUGGCUCCAGACUCCCUUGGGAUUUUUCCAGACGUGUUUUGUUAUUUUAUUUUUUCUGCUGUAGACAGAUGGCCUUGUGCAAAAUUACCCUUCUGGAUGAGUGUGUAAAGGGACAUACUUUCAUAUAAAAAAAACACGAAAUUAGUCCAGAAUAUGCUCUUUAACAUCAUCCAUGACUGAGACAAGUAUACAGUAGAUCUUCCUUCUGCUAUAAAAAUCGCCGAAUGACAUUUUGAUUUGUAGUGAAAAUGCGUCGAUCAUGUGAGCGCAGUUUUUGCCCAACGUUCGCUUGGCAGCGCUAAGAGUUCACCACGUGUUUUCUUGACCGUCCGAGCAGCAUUUUGUGGUCUGCUGCUCAACAAAUCUGGGAAAUUUGCCAAUAAUCUAUAGCUGAGAUUAUCUCCUGAUGGAUUCACAUGUUUCUGUGUGAUCUGUAGUCAGUGCCUGGAAAAUGGACCAUUCUGGGUUGCGCGCCCAUGAUUUCAUGUCAGAUUUACAGUAACUCCCGUUGGUCAAACCAAUUUCACUUUGGUUUGUAUUUCCUGCCUACAGAGACCUGGUAGUUUAAUGCAGCAGGUAUAACUCAGAAUCCAUAAUCUGAGCAUCUGGUAUGAAAAUCUGGUAGACUGACACACACAUUUUAUAUAUGAGUGGUGCUUGAAAGUUUGUGAACCC